Penaeus vannamei (Pacific white shrimp) is the source of this 913-nucleotide messenger RNA. Its product is annotated as peroxidase-like protein 2. NCBI's taxonomy places the organism in Eukaryota, Metazoa, Arthropoda, Malacostraca, Decapoda, Penaeidae. The record is from RefSeq and is a predicted model, not a curated record.
UCUCAUUCACCAUGAAGUUCAUCGGUCUACUGGUAUCACUAGUAGUUGCUGUUUCUGCAGCACCUCAAGGAUACAACGGCGGUACUCCCUCUGGUGGAGGUCUUACAUCCGGUCCAGGAUCUACUGAUGGUGGUGCAGGAGCUGCCGGUGGAGUCCUAGUCAGUGGAGAAGGUAUUGUGACUGGAUGCCAAGAGGGAGAAGUUCUUCACGUAGAUGGGACAUGUGUAACUCCUGAAGUCACAAGAAAGGUCUACGUUUUUAAUGUUCCUGAACAAGAGAGAGCCGUUGGUCCAGCACCUAGUAUUCCUCCUCCAGCAGUGGACCACAACAUCUUGUUCGUGCGCCUUCCUGAAGAAGCACCUGCACCUGACCCCAUCGUACUUCCUCCACCAAGGCAGAACAACAUCGUCUAUGUGCUCAACAAGCAAGAAGAACAAGCUCAGCGAGUGAUCGAAGUACCAGCUCAGCCACAAGCUGAUCCCGAGAUUUAUUUCGUCAACUAUCAAGAUGGAGAGAACCCGACCCUUCCCUUAGGAGUAGACCUUGAAACUGCUCUCAGCGCCGCUGCUGCAGCCGGUGGUCAGGUUCUUGGAGGCGUCGAUGGAGCUGUUGGAGAAGCUGGAGUUGGUGGAACAGCCGGCUUUGGUGGUGUAGGUGGAUUAGGUGGAGCAGGUGGAAUUGCUGGAGGACAUGGGGUUAAUGGUCUCGUGGGUGUUAAUGGACUUGGUGGUGUUAAUGGAGCCAGUGUUGGAGGAGUUAAUGGCGGAGCGGGAGGAUUCCAGACUGGCUCCGGGGGUAGACCAGGAGGCCUUUACACAACUCCGUAGAGGAAAUGUUUCCUUUUUUCUAGUACCUUAAGAAUUGCUGUUAUUUUUCUCUCCGAAAUAUAUGUGAGCGUAAGCGACAAACCGUU